Molecule: messenger RNA, 471 nt
Organism: Phaeodactylum tricornutum CCAP 1055/1
Lineage: Eukaryota; Bacillariophyta; Bacillariophyceae; Surirellales; Neidiaceae
Exons: 1
Biological process (GO): endocytosis
Cellular component (GO): clathrin vesicle coat; membrane
Source: RefSeq, a predicted model, not a curated record
GAAGAUCCGGAAGUGAUCGAACGGGUCCGUUGCGUCAUUCCGGAUGCGCACGUCUUCAAGUUGCCUCCGCGUCAAACUGCUGGAGGUUGGCGGGGAGCCGAUUGGGAUCAGGAAGUCUGGCAGGGAACGCUCAAGGUGGUGGAACGUGGUGCGUUGACGGUGAUUCUACUCACGGACAAGACCACGCACGCCAUCUUUGCCGUCUGUCCCGUCAAGGAAGGAGCCGUGGAUCGCUGUGUCGACAGCAGUCGCUACUUUGUCCUGCGAGUGGAGAACGCCGCGGGUCGCCACAUGUUCAUUGGACUCGCCUUUAACGAGCGGAAUGACGCCUUUGACUUCAACACGUCUUUGGAAGACUCUCGGCGAGAGAAAGAAGCCGAGGCGAAUCCGGAAGAAGGGACGGACUCGGGACCGCCCAAGGAUUACAGCAUGAAGGACGGGGAGAAAAUUCAUAUUUCCGUAUCCAAGGUG